GGAGGGACUAACUUUAAUUGAACGGGAGAUGGGGCGAGGCCAAAAAGGGGAAUGAAGGGGAGAGGGAGAGAAGCAAACGUUUUUCUCUCUAGCUUGGCUCUAUUGGAAGAAAUGUGGAAGAGGUUGAAGUCUUUAUAUAACAGAAGAGUUGGCUUUUUCUGGUCUCAAUCGUGACGAGUUGCUCGCGGCUGGACAUUGGAAGUAAGUUCAUCAUCAGGUGACCAGUCAAUCAAAGUGACCAGCGGAACUACUUUCCAAGAUGGCGGCUUUACACGGUGUUCUUCGGAGAAGGAAAUAACAUCUACUUUUCUUAAAAUGGGAUCUCAAGUGAAAGAUGUUAAACUUCCAGUCAACUCUCCAACGCAGCUGUUUUUGGACAAACAUGCUGAUUUCAUUGCAGCUUAUGGGAAGAAGAAAGAUGAUUAUGAGUACUGCAUAACAGAAUAUCUGCGUAUGAGUGGAGUCUACUGGGGUCUUACCUCAAUGUUUCUAAUGAACAAGCAGGACAUGAUGGAGAAGGAUGAAAUCACUGAGUUUGUCAAGUCUUGUCAACAUGAUAAUGGUGGUUUUAGUGCUAGUCAUAACCAUGACCCUCAUCUCUUGUACACACUAAGUGCAAUUCAGAUUCUGUCUCUUUAUGGCUGUAUUGAGCUGAUUGAUGUCGACAAGACUGUGGACUAUGUAUCAAAACUUCAGCAAGCCGAUGGAUCAUUUGUUGGGGACAAGUGGGGGGAAGUGGAUACAAGGUUUUCAUUUUGUGCCUUUGCCAGUUUAAAACUAUUGGGCCGUUUGGAUGCUGUAAACCUAGAGAAGGCUGUGGAAUAUGUGUUGUUGUGUAUGAAUUUUGAUGGCGGCUUUGGAUGCAGGCCGGGAUCUGAAUCACAUGCAGGACAGAUUUAUUGCUGUCUUGGUGCAUUAGCUAUAGCAGAUACUCUCCAUCAUGUGAAUGCUGACAUGUUAGGUUGGUGGCUCUGUGAGAGACAGCUUCCAUCUGGUGGAUUAAAUGGCCGACCGGAGAAACUUCCUGAUGUUUGCUACUCGUGGUGGGUGUUGGCAUCGCUCAAGAUUAUCGGCAAAUUGCACUGGAUCGACAAGGGCAAAUUACGGAGUUACAUUCUUGCCUGCCAAGAUGAAGAAACAGGAGGAUUUGCUGACAGACCUGGUGAUAUGGUCGACCCUUUCCAUACACUGUUUGGUUUGGCCGGGUUAGCACUACUAGGAUCAUCCGAGGUUAAACCGGUUAAUCCAGUUUACUGCUUACCUGAAGAGACAAUCGAAAGUUUAAAAAUUCGACCUGAAUUGCUGGGUUGAGUGUUGUUAAGUUUGCUGGCUGUGCAUGGUCACGUACGACAAGAAUUAACAACCAGUGACAGAUUCGAGAGAAAUUGUUAACUUUACUGCCUGUACAUGGUCACGUACGACAAGAAUUAAGAACCAGUGAGGGACUCGAGAGAAAUUGCGCCAGAAAUUUGUCAGUAGAGCAAAGAACACAAUGAAUGAGUGAAUUAAUAACCUCAAUCCGGCAGAUGGUUACGGACACUCUUAUAUUAAAACCUAACUUUCAAUAAGAACGUCAGGGUUGAGAAAGCCUAGCUACAAAUUUAAGAAUGUAUUACAAGGCUGGAAUUUGAGUGA
Molecule: messenger RNA, 1635 nt
Organism: Orbicella faveolata
Lineage: Eukaryota; Metazoa; Cnidaria; Anthozoa; Scleractinia; Merulinidae
Product: geranylgeranyl transferase type-2 subunit beta-like
Biological process (GO): protein geranylgeranylation
Cellular component (GO): Rab-protein geranylgeranyltransferase complex
Molecular function (GO): Rab geranylgeranyltransferase activity
Source: RefSeq, a predicted model, not a curated record